Molecule: messenger RNA, 927 nt
Organism: Nelumbo nucifera (sacred lotus)
Lineage: Eukaryota; Viridiplantae; Streptophyta; Magnoliopsida; Proteales; Nelumbonaceae
Product: UDP-glycosyltransferase 83A1-like
Molecular function (GO): quercetin 3-O-glucosyltransferase activity; quercetin 7-O-glucosyltransferase activity
Source: RefSeq, a predicted model, not a curated record
AUGAAGCUGGUCUAUUGUGACAUUAAAGUGGUUCAAGACCUCCACAAUGAGGGGGUGAAGAGGAAGGCGGAGCCCGACUAUGAGCUGCUCCCUAAAGAUCACGAUCUCAUCAGGACCGUGCUCCCAAGGGAAGGAACUGUUUUGAAGAAUGAAAUGAUCCGGUUGUCUCCAAGCAUGCCAGCCAUUAGCACAACUGAUUUAUUGUGGAACUGGACAGAGGAUCCAACCAUGCAAAGUAUCAUUUUCAAAGCAACAUUGGAUACGAAAAAUGUUACCAAACUUUGUGACUGGGUCCUUUGUAACUCAUUUUACGAGCUGGACCCGUGGUUCUGUGACUUGAUUCCCAUCAAGAGCCUUCCUGUAGGUCCACUGCUUUCAAGCGUCUUACCUGGGGGAACAAUCGGAAGCCUCUGGCAGGAGGAUUCCACCUGCAUAAGCUGGCUAGACCAUCAACCUGCCCGCUCCGUCAUUUAUGUUGCCUUUGGAAGCCUUGCAACAUUCAGCCAGCGCCAAUUUGAUGAACUAGCAGCUGGGCUCCAGCUUGCCGCUACGCCAUUCAUAUGGGUUAUUCGGCCAGAUUUCAUGAAGGGGUCUACCAGAAACCAAGAUGAAUUUAGGGAUGGAGUAGCUCAUUGUGGAAAGAGAGUGAGUUGGGCUCCUCAACAAAAGGUUCUGGGUCACCCUUCUGUUGCCUGUUUCUUAAGCCAUUGUGGUUGGAACUCGAUAAUGGAUGGUUUAAGCGUGGGGGUUCCCUUUCUAUGUUGGCCUCAAUUUGCCGAUCAGUUCUUUAACAAACACUUGAUUUGUGACGUUAGGAGGGUUGGUUUAGAUUUGGAGAGAGACGAAAAUGGGAUAGUAACAAGAGAUGAAAUCAAGAGUAAGGUAAAGAAAUUGCUUGAUGGUGAUACUACAAUAAUAUUGAACUAG